Molecule: messenger RNA, 640 nt
Organism: Phragmites australis (common reed)
Lineage: Eukaryota; Viridiplantae; Streptophyta; Magnoliopsida; Poales; Poaceae
Product: ubiquitin-like
Exons: 4
Coding region: 62-484 (140 amino acids)
Biological process (GO): protein ubiquitination; translation; modification-dependent protein catabolic process
Cellular component (GO): ribosome; nucleus; cytoplasm
Molecular function (GO): ubiquitin protein ligase binding; structural constituent of ribosome; protein tag activity
Source: RefSeq, a predicted model, not a curated record
GCUGCCAAUUCCAUCACCACUGCCACCACCGAACGGCGAGGGCGCGCGAGGCGAGAGCAAGAUGCAGAUCUUCGUGAAGACGCUGACGGGGAAGACGAUCACGCUGGAGGUGGAGAGCAGCGACACCGUCGGCAAUGUCAAGGCCAAGAUCCAGGACAAGGAAGGUAUUCCCCCGGAUCAGCAGCGCCUGAUUUUCGCGGGGAAGCAGCUGGAGGACGGCAGAACCCUGGGCGACUACAACAUCCAGAAGGAGUCGACGCUUCACCUUGUGCUCCGCCUCCGCGGCGGCAGCAGGGGCGGCUACCCCAAAGGGAUCGAGCCCAGCCUCCGCGAACUCGCGCAGAAGUACAACGAGAACAAGCUGGUCUGCCGCAAGUGCUAUGCACGCCUUCCUCUCAGGUCGACCAACUGCCGCAAGAAGAAGUGUGGCUACAGCAGCCAGCUGAGGUCGAAGAAAAGGUUUAUGUCCAAGCUUGGAAACUGAACCGUUGGAGAGCGUUGCCAUGCAUUCAGCUGUCUUCAUAACGCAGUUAUCAGAUCCGAGCUACCAUCUUGUUAACUGCUCUUGAAUAAAUUCUGGGCCGUUUAUGCAUUGCAAUAGGAAUGAUUAUUAAAUUUUGUGGAUGUUUUACAUCUCUUA